Messenger RNA from Micropterus dolomieu (smallmouth bass), 1641 nucleotides. It is a transcript of the gene rad1, whose product is annotated as RAD1 homolog (S. pombe). Bases 180 to 1019 code for a protein of 279 amino acids. NCBI's taxonomy places the organism in Eukaryota, Metazoa, Chordata, Actinopteri, Centrarchiformes, Centrarchidae. Gene Ontology annotation, molecular function: 3'-5' exonuclease activity. The transcript has 7 exons. The record is from RefSeq and is a predicted model, not a curated record. Gene Ontology annotation, cellular component: checkpoint clamp complex; nucleus. Gene Ontology annotation, biological process: DNA damage checkpoint signaling; DNA repair.
AUUGCCGCUGUACCCAGGAUAUUUCUCAGGUGUUUUGGACCCUGCUGCGAAGUCUCUGGAAUGGACUCACACAUGCGCAGAAGCUACUUCCGUGGUCAGAACCGGAAGUUGUUAGUUAAGCAGGGCGCUUUUCUUCAAAACAGAACCGUAUGAGGGUCUGAAUUACAACUUUUGCAGCAAUGCCUCUGUCAACCCAGUCGCAAGACGACAGUGAACAAUACGUUUUAGUUGCCAGCUUGGAUAAUGCUCGCAAUCUCUCCAACAUACUGAAAGCCAUCACCUUCAAAGACCAUGCCAUCUUCAGCGCCACACCCAACGGCCUGAAGGUCACAGUGGAGGACUCCAAAUGUCUGCAAGCCAAUGCCUUCAUCCAGGCUGAGAUAUUCCAAGAGUUCACCAUAAGGGAAGAUUUGGUGGGUUUUCAGGUCAACCUCACUGUUUUGCUGGACUGUCUUAAUAUCUUUGGAGGAAGCACAGUACCAGGAGUAUCCACAGCCUUACGGAUGUGCUACAGGGGGUACGGUUACCCUCUGAUCCUGUUCCUGGAGGAGGGUGGGGUGGUGACUGUGUGCAAGAUCAACACACAAGAACCAGAAGAGCCAAUUGACUUUGAGUUCUGUAGCACCAACGUCACAAACAAGGUGAUCCUGCUGUCCGAGAGUCUGAAAGAAGCCUUCUCUGAGCUAGACAUGACCAGUGAGGUGCUACAGAUCACCAUGUCUCCCAGCCAGCCAUACUUCAGGUUGUCGACGUUUGGGAACUCGGGAAGUGCCCAUUAUGAUUAUCCCAAAGACUCUGACAUGAUGGAGCUGUUCGGAUGCACCAAGACACAAACCAACAGGUACAAGAUGUCCCUGCUGAAGCCAUCCACAAAAGCCCUGGCUUUGUCCUGUAAAGUCUCUGUGAGGACAGACAGCAGGGGCUUCCUCUCUCUGCAGUACCUGGUCAGGAACGACGACGGACAGAUCUGCUUUGUAGAAUAUUAUUGCUGUCCUGACGAGGACGUGGAGGAGGAGUGAUUACAGUCCACUCAAUUCCCCUUUAAAUAAACACUUUGACUUCAGUGGUGGCCAGUUUCCCAGAGGAGGCAGUACAGCCAGUGGGUGCACCCAGGAAAACCUGGACUUAAUGGGUAAUGGGCACAGUGGGAAGGUUGCAUUUCAGCAGAGCUUUGUCACUGGAUUUGUGGAAAGAUAACCAGACGGGUGACAUUAUGUGCCUGUGUGUAGUUAGACCACUACAAUGCUGAGCUUAUAAUUUCAUAGAGAUACAGAAAGUGAUAUACAGUUACUGUAUUUUGCGUCAGACGUCCCUCAAGUCUAAAUGGUUUGUAGUCCGAUUACAGCAGUCAUCUGUCUGCGUUCAGUAUUUCCUCUUUCCUUCCUUUAACUCAUACAGUGAGCCGUUAACAACCCAUAAGACAUUUAUGAAAUGCUACAUUGGUACAUGUUUCUGAAAGUGUCUCUCUGCACAUACAUGGCCAUAAUUGUACCUCAUGUUGAACGUGUAUGCUGACACCUUUGACAACCAUUUGUCUGAAGUAUACAGCAGAUGACACUGACAGUAUGUAAAUCAUUUUAUUUCCAUGACUUACAAAACAACUGUAAUCACUCAAAAGCAAUAAACAUGUUUGUUUUUUUA